Scutellospora calospora is the source of this 148-nucleotide messenger RNA. The record is from the annotation of a GenBank genome assembly. NCBI's taxonomy places the organism in Eukaryota, Fungi, Glomeromycota, Glomeromycetes, Diversisporales, Gigasporaceae.
GUCAUCGACUUGGUAGUAUACGUGAAGAAGAGCUAGAAAAAAAAAUACACAAUGCUAUCAAAUCCAAAGCUGAAAUUAACAAGCUUAGAGAAAAAUUACAGAAUAAAUACAUAAAACAAAUAAAAGCUUUUGAUCAGGAAAGAAAGGG